Triticum dicoccoides is the source of this 3488-nucleotide messenger RNA. Its product is annotated as kinesin-like protein KIN-14A. The record is from RefSeq and is a predicted model, not a curated record. Gene Ontology annotation, cellular component: microtubule cytoskeleton. The transcript is spliced from 20 exons. Gene Ontology annotation, biological process: microtubule-based movement. NCBI's taxonomy places the organism in Eukaryota, Viridiplantae, Streptophyta, Magnoliopsida, Poales, Poaceae. Gene Ontology annotation, molecular function: microtubule binding; microtubule motor activity; ATP binding. Bases 125 to 3166 code for a protein of 1013 amino acids.
ACCCCUCCCCCCUCUCUCUCUCCCCUCCCUCCCCACGCGGCGCGCUGCUCCCGAAUCGAAGCUUCCAGAAGCCUACGCGGAGGCGCGCCGGGACCCGAGCGGGGUGAGGGGCGGAGGGAGGCGCAUGGCGGAGGCGCGGAGGGUGUCGUUCCGCAACGGCCGCUUCGCGUCGCGGAAGACGGAGGAGGCUGCAUGGAGACGGCACCAGGCUGCAGCGUGGCUAGAGAGCAUGGUUGGGCCCUUCGGCCUUACCCAUUGCCCAUCGGAACAAGAAUUUGUUGCUGCUCUAAGAAACGGCAUUGUCCUAUGCAAGGCCAUCAACAAAAUACAGCCAGGUGUUGUGCCAAAGGUUGUUGCAAACGCCCCCUGCGAUAGCCAGCCAUCGACGGCUUUUCAAUAUUUUGAGAACAUCCGCAAUUUCUUGGUUGCUGUUCAGGCGCUAAAGUUGCCGAGCUUUGAGGCCUCUGAUUUGGAAAAGGACAAUCUUGAUGCUGGGUCAGUGGGCAAGAUAGCUGAUUGUGUCAAUUCUCUGAAGUCCUACCAGGAGCGAAAGAAAUGCAGCGGAACCUAUGGGCCAGUCAAGUAUAUGAAAUCACCUCUUGCACCACGCUCUGCAAUUCAUGUUCAGUCUGAAAAUGUCACUUUAGGAUCUUCUACCCCUCAAAAGUGUCUAGACUUGACAGAGAUUGAUGCCGAGGGACAAUCUUCUCAAAACGUGGGUCCUAACAUGGAAGAGGCAAUUGGAAAACUUCAGAGGAUUAUUCUUGAUUGCAUGAUAAGCUGCAAGGAAAAUCUGAACCAGGACGCUCUUAAAAAGGAUCCAGUAACACUAGUUGGCACUAUUUUAUCAAAUCAACUGGAAAAAGAACAGUUCAAACCACUCCUUCAACUUAUUUCUCCAGAAGGGGCUGCUACGAAAAAUGAACCAAAUCAACAAAUCGAGUGCUCAAACUCGCAGAAUGAGAAUAGACUGCGUCUCUUGGAAGCACAGGAAUCUGAACUUUUGGAGCUCAAGACAAUGUUUCAAGAGGUUAAAGUUGAUUUCAGGUCUUUGCAGACCCAAUUCCAAGAUGAUAUCACAGAAUUAGGCCAUAACAUUCAAGGGAUAUCCAAAGCUGCUCUUGGCUAUAACCAAGCUGUGAAAGAAAACAGAAACCUGUAUAACAUGCUUCAAGAAGUGCGAGGGAAUAUCCGAGUCUUCUGCCGGAUAAGACCACUUAUGAACUCAAAGUCUAUUUCUUCAAUUGAACAUGUUGGAAAUGAUGGUUCGAUAAUGGUUUGUGAUCCAUAUAAGCCACAAACUACACGCAAGAUCUUUCAGUUCAACCAAAUUUUUGGGCCAACAACCACUCAAGAUGAGAUUUACAGGGAGACGCAAUCAUUGAUUAGAUCUGUCAUGGAUGGUUAUAAUGUGUGCAUAUUGGCUUAUGGGCAGACAGGUUCUGGCAAAACCCAUACAAUGUGCGGCCCGUCUGGUGGGUUAUCGUCUAACGAUCUUGGAAUCAAUUACAUGGCACUGAACGAUCUCUUCACUAUAUCAACUUCUAGAGAAGAUGUAAAGUAUGAUAUACGAGUGCAGAUGGUUGAAAUAUACAAUGAGCAAGUUCGUGAUCUCCUAAGUGAAGAUACUUCAAGCACGAAAUUAGAUAUAAGGUCUUCAAGCAAUGGUCUGUUCAACCUUCCAGAUGCAAAGAUGUGCCCAGUUCAGUCCCCUUCUGAUGUUAUGACUUUGAUGCUGCUGGGGGAAAAGCACCGUGCUUCUGGUCCAACAGCAAUGAACAAUAGAAGCAGUAGGUCUCACAGUAUCUUGACUGUCCAUGUAAAUGGGAAGGACAUUUCUGGCAAUGUCAGCUGUAGCUGCCUGCAUUUGGUAGAUCUUGCAGGAAGUGAAAGGGUUGACAGGUCAGAAGCCACGGGGGACAGAUUGAAGGAGGCUCAGCAUAUUAACAAGUCACUGUCUUGCCUAGGGGAUGUCAUCACUGCCUUAGCUCAGAAGAAUUCUCACAUUCCCUACAGAAAUAGCAAACUUACCCAAUUGCUACAGAGUUCAUUAGGGGGAAAUGCAAAGACAUUGAUGUUAGCCCACAUAAGUCCGGAGGGGGAAUCUUAUGUAGAAACUCUUAGCACACUGAAAUUUGCCCAAAGGGCUUCUACUGUUGAACUUGGAACUGCUCAUGCAAACAAAGAAAGCAAUGAUAUAAGAGAGCUUAAAGAACAGGUAGAAACUCUCAAAAAGGCAUUGGCAACCAAAGAAUUUGAAAGAUCGUCACUUAAACUGAAGGAAAAUACAGUAACGAGUGAGAGAACAAAGCAACUCCCGCAGCGUACCCCACCAAGGCCGCGUAGGUUAAGCCUAGAGACUACUAGUAGUGAAAAGGGUAGCAUACCAGGAAAGCCUCCAAAAUCACCUGUUUCAGCGAUGACGUUCAACAGAGAUCACGGGACAGCUCGUGACAAGGAGUGCAGUAUUGAUGUCUUCAACCACACAAAGAUCCACAGAUCUGUAAUACAGAUGUCCCCAACAUUAUCUGAAGUGCCAGUCGGACAUGAGAGUGAGACGAUAGUUACAACAGAUGAUACGGUUACCUUUUAUCAACUACCCCCUGAUGGUUAUAAUCAAUACAAGCAGUCAGGUUUGGAUACUCUCCAGAGAACACCAUGCAGAUCAAGGUACAUGGGUGUGCAAGUGAGUCAGACGGAAGAACCUUCUGAUGCCAAAUUGGAUAAAACAACCACAAGCAGCGUGGCGAAGAGAGGGUCACAUUUAAGAAGAUCCAUUCAGAGCAGCAUAGGGAAGUUGAUUCAUGGCUCUGAAAGAAGGAAUACUCCACAUUCAGCCCAAGCAACUCCUGCCAAAAUCACAACUAAUGCAAAUAAUGACGGCGCAUCUCCAAUUACUACCAACGCGAGGUUAAAAAGAAGACAGUCACUAACAGGUCUCCCACCUCCAUCGACGACCAUGUCACGCAGAUCAUCUCUAGGAGGAAAGUCGGAUUCGAGUGUACAAAAUAGCCAAAUCAUUGCAUGUGCUGCCAGCGCCAGAAAUUACAAGCCACUGCCAUUCUCCUGGGUUCGAUGGCCUGAACAACAUCAAUGUUCAAGUGACAGAAAAGCCAAAACGCCACCUCCGAUGAAUUCAGCUGCGAAGGCAAAGAGAUGGCUGUGAAUCCUCAGUGAAAAUCGUCAGAGAUUUCCAUCUCAAGCUGAGCAUGAAUCCGCGAUAGCUGCCGAGUUAGAGUCAUCAGCUUCUGUCAAACCAUGAUACUGCUGAAGAAGGAACACCAGGCGAGGGUUCGCGAUGUUGAGAGAGCCCCCCACAGGUUCAGGCUAGGUUACAUUCCUUGUAACAACUGAAACUUCUUGAGAGGUUACAUAACAUGUGGAUGGAGUGUGGAAAUGGAAGCAAGUAAAGAAUGCUUGUUUUGUGUUUGUUGUAUUCUGAAUCUCUGAAUGAGUCGAGAAAGCAAUGCAAAAAUGAUUCAGAUUAA